Molecule: messenger RNA, 1506 nt
Organism: Scophthalmus maximus (turbot)
Lineage: Eukaryota; Metazoa; Chordata; Actinopteri; Pleuronectiformes; Scophthalmidae
Gene: hes3
Product: hairy-related 3
Exons: 3
Coding region: 698-1390 (230 amino acids)
Biological process (GO): regulation of transcription by RNA polymerase II; anterior/posterior pattern specification; regulation of neurogenesis
Cellular component (GO): nucleus
Molecular function (GO): DNA-binding transcription factor activity, RNA polymerase II-specific; RNA polymerase II cis-regulatory region sequence-specific DNA binding; protein dimerization activity
Source: RefSeq, a predicted model, not a curated record
UGUUGGCCACCAGAAAAUCGAAAUGUUGUGGGGGACACGCAGGGAAUUACCACGGUGCUGCCUUCGAGCGGGUGGCGUGAAACUCACACAUAAAAGACUGACUAGGAGGCAAUAGUUGCCACACUGCUCACCACGAAGAACCACUAUGAUUACCCAUUAUGUUUAUGAUUUAUACGCUUCUCUGUUGGCGUCCCCCCCACGUUGUGUGUUGGCUGUCUGUACCUAAUGUGACCAUCAAGAUAUGUACUGUACAGAUAGGUAGAUAGAUGGAUAGAUAGAUAGAUAGAUAGAUAGAUAGAUAGAUAGAAGAUGCGAAUUUUGGAAAAGGAAAGACUAUAAAUGACAAAACAUUCAGAAAGUUAAACAUAUUUUUCAAACAUCAGUUCAUGUGUUGGAUCUGAGCCUCUGGUUGGUCUUUGGCUGUCAAGUGACGCCGGUGUUCCUCGUCUGAGCGCAGCAGACAGGCGGGACUGUUUGCAUUGAGAUGUUAAGUGGGUGUCUCUAUAUAAAUCCACUCGGGGUCAACUCCUCCAUUCGUGCGCCAGAGAGGGACAGAACUUAUAACUUCAAGGGAAACCAAACAUGGUGGCGACGACAGACUGCGCGGAAAAGUCAAAACUCAAAACUGGACACAAGGUGUGCAGAGCGACUUGUCAUAAGGACAACUGGAUUUUGAGGAUGGAAAAUUUGAACUUCAAUGAAGGGUGUUGUGUGUAGUAUUAAUUUACCCGCCUUUCUUUUUGUUAAACAGGUAUCCAAACCAGUCAUGGAAAAGAAACGAAGAGCUCGCAUAAACAAGUGUUUGGACCAGUUAAAAUCUCUCCUGGAGAACUUCUACAGCAGCAACAUUCGAAAGCGCAAACUGGAGAAGGCCGACAUCUUGGAGCUCACUGUGAAACACCUGAGGAACCUCCAAAAGAUCCAGAGCUGCACUGCCGCUGCUUCCGAGUUCUCCGAUCACCAGACCGGCUUCCGGAGUUGUCUGGCAAACGUCAACCAGUACUUGAUCAUGGCGGACACCUUGGACAACGGGGGCGACCGCUGGAUGUUGUCGCAGCUCUCCAGGGAACUCUGCCGCUCCCGGGGACGAGGGGAGGUUCCCUCCAGCACCAUGGACAGCGGCCCGGUCCGAGCCGGGGCGCGGAGGCUCCUCCCGCCGGCGACCGGGCCCGAGGAGAGCAUCACGGCCGGGUCCAAAGGACCGACAGUCAACAGUGGGAGCAAGGGUCGUUUCCCACCGAGCGAGGAGGCUCGGCAGUCACCCGGAGCCGAACAGGCGCCCACACAGAUCAGUCACGACCGAAGUCCCAUGAGUCACAAGAAGCGUCACUCCGUCGGCCACAGAGACGAAGCUGCGAACACUCGGCACGACGUGUGGCGGCCUUGGUAGAGCUGGUGGAGAGCUGUAUACGACUUGACUGAAUGUUUAUAAUUGCACUGUAUAGAAUGUUCACAAUAUGCCAUUACUUAUUUGGGCAACACUGUAUAUGUUAUAUUUUCAUAAUA